Messenger RNA from Penicillium nucicola, 816 nucleotides. RefSeq names its product putative cyclin-dependent protein kinase complex component. NCBI's taxonomy places the organism in Eukaryota, Fungi, Ascomycota, Eurotiomycetes, Eurotiales, Aspergillaceae. Gene Ontology annotation, cellular component: cyclin-dependent protein kinase holoenzyme complex; nucleus. Gene Ontology annotation, molecular function: cyclin-dependent protein serine/threonine kinase regulator activity; protein kinase binding. The coding region runs from base 1 to 816 and encodes 271 amino acids. The transcript has a single exon. Gene Ontology annotation, biological process: regulation of cyclin-dependent protein serine/threonine kinase activity. The record is from RefSeq and is a predicted model, not a curated record.
AUGGCCGCCGUCACACAAACGGAGUGCAUGCCGGAUGACACUGACACGCGCCGGAAUAGUAACGGGGAUGUCGAGGUCGACGUGAAUGCGACAACGCGCCCCGCACUUGCCAUGUUGACACUGGACGACCCCGACAGCUGUCGUGCCAUCGGGGACGCUGAUCAUGCCGCUGAUCAUGUCGCUGCCGUGUUUGAUAUUUCGCCCGAGGCUGCAGUUCACCUGCUUUGCUUUAAUGUCGAGGCUUUGGGGACGCAGUUUGUCGAGAGGCCUUCUGGGACGGAUGAGUUGAACUCGCAUAGCUCCACACCGCUGGAAUGUGGGACGCCUGUUGGUGAGGGUCAGCUGGGUGUGCAGUCGAUUGGGUUGCAUGUGAAUGAUCCGAAUGACUCGCCUAACCCGGCACGCGCGACAGAGGAGGCGGUUCAGUUGGCCAUUCUGGCGAAGAAGUUCCUUUCAAAGAAGGUGCCUGCCUUUCCUUUGAAGGAGUAUCUGCUGAGGCUGCACAAGUAUUGUCCUAUGUCUACGGCGGUGUAUCUCGCGGCCAGCGUGUAUAUAUCAAAGAUGACCUUGGAUGAGAAUGUUCUAAGGGUAAUGCCGAGGAAUGUGCAUAGGUUGGUGCUUGCUGGUAUAUGGGUAGCAUCCAAGGCGCUGGAGGACCUGAAGUAUUCACCUAGCCGGGUGGCCAAAGUAGGUGGUGUCUCCGAACAGGAACUGUCGAAACUGGAGAUCAGUUUUUGUUUCUUAGCCAAUUUUGAGUUGCGGGUUGAUGCACAGAUGCUUCUGAAUGAGACCUUGCGCUUCAAGUCUCCUGAAUAG